Messenger RNA from Peronospora matthiolae, 174 nucleotides. The record is from the annotation of a GenBank genome assembly. Lineage: Eukaryota; Oomycota; Peronosporomycetes; Peronosporales; Peronosporaceae.
AUGGCCAUCACGUGGGGAGACUGUCCGCGUCUAAUCUGCUCGAUUCUGCUGCCGCCACUCGGUGUCUUCUUCCAAGUUGGCUGCAACAAGGACUUUGCCAUAAACUGUCUGCUCACGUUGCUUGGGUACAUUCCUGGCAUUAUCCACGCCGUCUACAUAAUUGUCAAGGAAUAG